Oryzias melastigma (Indian medaka) is the source of this 3622-nucleotide messenger RNA. RefSeq names its product SMAD specific E3 ubiquitin protein ligase 1 (gene smurf1). The coding region runs from base 790 to 3090 and encodes 766 amino acids. Gene Ontology annotation, molecular function: ubiquitin protein ligase activity; protein binding. Gene Ontology annotation, biological process: negative regulation of BMP signaling pathway; ubiquitin-dependent protein catabolic process. Lineage: Eukaryota; Metazoa; Chordata; Actinopteri; Beloniformes; Adrianichthyidae. The transcript is spliced from 17 exons. The record is from RefSeq and is a predicted model, not a curated record.
AACUUACUUUCUAGUUUUUACUUAAAGGGAACAUUUUUAUGGAAACUGUGGUUGUCAAAGAGUAAUAAGGGCAGGUUGACUGUUCACCUAUACAUCCAUGCUUUUUUUAUUUUAAUAAAAAAUCAUUUUAAUAGUAGAAUAAAAUAAACGAUUACUAUGUAAUAUUUAAUUAUUUUCCUUUAUUUGAUGAACUUGGAAAGAACAGGACUGAAGUAAAUAUUAAUAUUACAUUUAUUUUAAUACUUUUGGGUAUUGUUUGGGUGAAAAAUACAUUUACUGUUUUUUUUGUUGUUGUUGUUUGUUUUGUUUUAUAAGUUCAUGUAGAGGUAAAACUAAAUUGUUCAGAUUUUUUGUUCUUAUUUUAUAGCUCAUUAUUUAAUUGUAUUUUUUAUCGUUUUAAAGUCUCGUGUUUUGUUUUAAUUUUUGUAUAAGUAAAAUAAGAAAAAAAACGAAUACAUUAACAAAAUAAAAGUCUGGUAAUUUUGUUUUGAAAAUCGUGAGAAAUGUUCUCGCUGGCGCGCGCACACUUCCUGGAGCGAGCACGCAGCGUUAAGAACAUGACGUCAGCCGGCUACGUGCUUGAGCCUGCCUGAAAAUGUUCUCCCGUGUUGUUGGAUUUAGAAGGAGCGCAGGACUUUGCGGCGAAAUAAUGCCUUUUUAUCCGUGAAGAAGCCGGUCCUCGUCUUCUGGUAGUGAAGUGUUUGCGGCCCCGCUCUUUCAUGAAGCUGUGAUCUUUCCGGAGGGGAGUCUCCGAGGGGAAGUUUGAGUGAUCCUUUUUUCCCCGAAGUGAUGUCGAAUCCUGGGAGUCGGAGGAACGGGUCCAGCAUCAAAAUUCGAUUGACAGUAUUAUGUGCCAAAAACCUCGCAAAGAAAGAUUUCUUUCGCCUUCCGGAUCCGUUUGCUAAGGUGGUGGUGGACGGAUCGGGUCAGUGCCACUCCACAGACACAGUCAAGAGCACACUGGACCCCAAGUGGAACCAGCACUAUGACCUCUACAUUGGAAAGACGGACUCCAUCACCAUCAGCAUAUGGAACCACAAGAAGAUUCACAAGCGACAGGGGGCGGGGUUUCUGGGUUGUAUACGACUGCUUUCUAACGCCAUCAGCAGGUUAAAAGACACAGGAUACCAGCGACUAGAUCUAUGUAAGCUCAACCCCUCUGACAGUGAUGCAGUCAGAGGUCAGAUUGUAGUGAGCCUGCAGACCCGGGACCGCAUCGGCAGUGGUGGGCCUGUGGUGGACUGCAGAGGGCUGCUGGAGAACGAUGGGCCCGUCUUUGAGGGCUGCUUCAGCGAAGAGCCGCUGCCGUACUCGGACUCCACCGGUGCUGCAGGGGGGUGGAGCUGCCGGCUGGAAUCGCCCGUUCAAGAGAACCAUCUGCAGACGCAACGGAUCCGAGGGCAGGACUCCAGAGGGCACGGCCACACCCCUCAGAACAGACCCCCCGGGCAUCAACCGCCUGACCUACCUGAGGGAUACGAGCAGCGAACGACGGUUCAGGGACAGGUGUACUUCCUCCACACACAGACAGGGGUCAGCACUUGGCAUGAUCCGCGGAUACCUCGGUAUGACCACACAGGAAACGAGGGAGCUCUCAGAACAAGCAGCUGCUGUAGAGAAGACGGCGGUCUGAGCAGAGAGGCAGCUUUACAGCGUCUGUGUGUCUGCAGGGACCUGGCCAGCGUGAGCUGCGAGGAGCUCGGCCCUUUACCUGUCGGCUGGGAGAUCCGCAGCACUGUCUCCGGACGCAUCUACUUUGUUGACCACAACAAUCGAACCACACAGUUCACAGACCCGCGCCUGCACAACAUCAUCAGCCAGCAGUCCCAGGCCAAGGAGUCGUCCCAGGCCCCCCAGAUGGACGUGGGGGUCGAGGAGGGGGGAGGCGGAGGAGUGAGUGGGAACGGAGGAGGGGACGGGGAGGUGGCGGCGCGCUACGAGAGAGACCUGGUGCACAAGCUGAAGCUGCUCCGCCACGAGCUGUCGCUGCAGCAGCCGCAGGCGGGACACUGCCGCAUCGAGGUGUCCCGGGAGGAGAUCUUUGAGGAGUCGUAUCGACAGAUCAUGAAGAUGAGGCCUAAAGACCUGAAGAAGCGGCUGAUGGUGAAGUUCAGGGGGGAGGAGGGCCUGGAUUAUGGUGGAGUGGCGAGGGAGUGGCUGUACUUGUUGUGUCAUGAAAUGUUGAACCCCUACUACGGCCUGUUCCAGUACUCCACAGACAACAUCUACACCCUGCAGAUCAACCCCGACUCCUCCAUCAACCCUGACCACCUGUCGUAUUUCCACUUUGUGGGUCGCGUGAUGGGCCUGGCGGUCUUCCACGGUCACUACAUCAAUGGCAGCUUCACACUGCCUUUCUACAAGCAGCUGCUGGGCAAACCCAUCCAGCUCAACGACCUGGAGACCACUGACCCGGAGUUACACAAGAGCCUGGUCUGGAUCCUUGAAAAUGACAUCACUUCAGUCCUCGACCACACGUUCUGCGUGGAGCACAACGCCUUCGGGAAAUUAUCCCAACAUGAACUCAAACCAAACGGCCGAAACGUCCCGGUCACCGAGGAGAACAAGAAGGAAUACGUGAGAUUAUACGUGAACUGGAGGUUCAUGCGUGGAAUCGAAGCUCAGUUUCUGGCUCUUCAGAAGGGCUUCAGUGAGCUGAUCCCACAGCACCUCCUCAAACCGUUCGACCACAAAGAACUGGAGCUGAUCAUCGGUGGACUGGGGAAGAUCGACCUCGCAGACUGGAAGACCAACACACGCCUGAAGCAUUGCACCAGUGAGAGCAACGUGGUGCGGUGGUUCUGGCAGGCGGUGGAGGCCUUCAGCGAGGAGAGGAGGGGGCGUCUGCUGCAGUUCGUCACGGGCUCCACCCGGGUCCCCCUGCAGGGGUUCAAGGCGUUGCAGGGCUCUACAGGUUCUGCAGGACCAAGGCUCUUCACCAUUCACUUGAUAGACGCCAACACAGACAACCUCCCCAAAGCUCACACAUGUUUCAACAGAAUAGACAUCCCUCCAUACGAGUCCUACGAGAAGCUUUAUGAGAAGCUGCUGACGGCCGUGGAGGAAACCUGCGGCUUCGCCGUGGAGUGACGAAUCCACCAGCGACUCUACAUACAGUCAUGCCUGCACUUGCACACAACUGUGUCACAUUAACACAAAUACACACACACAUACUCCAAAACGACAAAACAGCCAAGCCUCACAAGAACUCCGGUUCGCCGUGCGCCUCCGGACUGACGCGGCGGCGGGAGGAAGCACAGCGGCGCCAGGACAGAAGCAGAAAAGUAUUUUAAAAGAAAAAAGAAUUUUCAACCAGUUUUGGAAAAAGCAUUUCUACCCUUCAGUUUUAACAAGCUAUGAUGUCAUUCUUCUGAAUGUCUAACCACAAAAAAAAAACUUUUGUCGAGUCUCUGGACUGAAUCGGCCAAUCCCGCGCCGGCCCGCGAGCGGAGACUUCAGAGCGGAGAACAAGGAGUGUAACUCAUGCUUCACGUCUAACCACUUUGUGUUUUUAUGUCUGUGUGCAUGACAGAGAGUGUGAGUCAGUGUGAAUGUUGAUGUGUGUGUCCAGCAUGGCGCUCCAGUUAUGCUGUUUAAAAAAAUAAAAAAAAAAAAAAAAAAC